Molecule: messenger RNA, 3627 nt
Organism: Coccidioides posadasii C735 delta SOWgp
Lineage: Eukaryota; Fungi; Ascomycota; Eurotiomycetes; Onygenales; Onygenaceae
Biological process (GO): sulfur compound metabolic process
Molecular function (GO): sulfite oxidase activity; heme binding; molybdopterin cofactor binding
Source: RefSeq, a predicted model, not a curated record
AUGGAGCGUACAUGGCAGAAUAGUGGAGCGAACCACCUGUCCUACUUUUACAAUUAUAUAUCCCGAGGAAAAGGGCGAGGUCUUGUUCCGCCUAAACCUGGCAUUUACUUGGAGACAAGCUGUGAGCUAUGAUGUAAUUUUAGGCUCAGCAACCUUGCACAGAGUCAAUAAAUGGAAUACAGUCUCAACAGCGCAGCUCACAUUUUGCUGACCAGGCACUCCUCGAUGAUGCAUCACACAGUACCUUGCUGGGUAGAGAAUAUCUACGUGCAACUUCGCAUUUUGGAUGGCUUUGGCAAGGGCAAAAUCGGUAACAAUCCAACCUAUACAAAGUUGACUUGUAUCUCUUAAAAAUGAAUGAGAUCGACAGACCCCAUCGGACUCUUCCUAUUUAUCAUCUUGGUUCCUCAAAAGCGGACAUAGAGAGCGAGCCGAAUUGGCAGGAGGUCCCUCACCACCGUGUCGGGUAUCGAGACCAGCACGGUCGAAUUGCAGGCAUCUCACACCUCGAAAAUGAUCUGGAUAAAGAUGAGGAAUUCCUCGAGCAUGCGAGACAGUUAGCGGAUGAACUACGCCGGAGGAAGGAGAGAGGGGAUCUGCUGACCGUGGUAGACUUCAUGAGAGACCAAGAAGAUUAUCACUUGAGGAUGCCCGCAAAGCACCCUUCUGGUUGGCGCUAUGUGCUUCACACCACGGAGAACUUCAUCAAAAACGAGGAAGAAUGGCCGGUUAAUAUCCAGAAACGGGAGAAGGAGAGACAACAAGAAAACCGCAAUGAAGAGGAGAGACCCAAACAGGAGCAUGAAUGGAGAAGGGAGCGUGGUCAAAUGACAACGCAUCACGGGGCCUACAGCACAAAAGGUUUACCACAAGAAAAUGAGCAAGAAAAGGGCCGCCUGGAUAAACAAGAGCUCGAAGAGGAGAAGAAACCUAAAUGGAAGCGGCUACAGCAGAAGUACUCGCCUCAGGAACUCGCUUUUCUACACUCUUUGAAGGUUGAAAAUGAUUAUAUGCAUGGUCUCGAAGUUGAUUCGGGAACCCGUGUUUCUCCAAAGGCUGACGAGCCCUUGAUAACGACGAUCGACGAAGCUGACCAAUAUACUCCUGAUAAUUGGAUCCCACGAGAUCAGGCUCUUGUUCGUCUGACUGGUAAACACCCAUUAAACGCCGAACCGGAUCUGACAACCCUGUUUGACGCUGGUCUAAUCACCCCAAGCAGCUUACACUACGUUCGAAACCAUGCUGCUGUACCUCAUAUUUUAUGGGAGACUCAUACGGUAGAUAUAAACAAUGGGAAGAAAAUCCUUACGAUGGAUGAGCUUGCCGAAUUUAACGCUAUCAACAUCCCUAUCGCAAUGGCCUGUGACGGAAAUAGGAGGAAAGAACUUAAUAUGAUCCGACGCUCAAAAGGUUUCGAUUGGGGUGCUGGAGGUGUUAGCUGUGCUUUUUGGAAAGGCGCCCUCUUAAGGGAUGUCUUGAUGUCGGCGGGCGUCAGGCUGAUGCCCUCGGCACACUCCCAUGCUCGUCUAUGGGUAAACUUUGAAGGAGCUGACAAUCCCAGCGAAGGCAAAUACUCCACAUGCAUUCCAUUGGAAUAUGCGAUGGAUCCCACGAACGACGUCAUUCUUGCAUAUGAAAUGAAUAACAGACCUUUGCCCCCUGAUCAUGGAUAUCCGGUUCGAAUUAUGAUUCCAGGGUACGUCGGUGGCAGAUGUGUUAAAUGGCUCUCGAGAAUCUGGAUAUCGGACAAAGAGAAUACGAGCUACUACCACACCUAUGACAAUAGGGUGCUUCCAAGCUUCGUGAUCGAGAAGGAUUCCGAAUUUGCAAGGACCAUGUUCCACCAUCCAAGCACCGCUUGCAAUGAGCAAAAUCUGAACUCUGUGAUUGUCAGACCAGGUCAGAACGAGAAGAUCGAGCUGCAAAACGCGAAGUUUGGCCAGACAUAUAGGAUCCAAGGGUAUGCUUAUGAUGGCGGAGGGUGUGAAGUUCAGAGAGUUGAAGUUAGUUUAGAUGAUGGAAAAACUUGGCUAUAUUGCACUCGAAAGUUUCCUGAAGCACCCGUUCGACACGGGAAGAAAUUUUGGACGUGGUUGUUCUGGCAUGUUGAUGUUGAAAUUGCCCAUCUCAUCAGCGCAAAGAGUAUUGCGGUCCGAUGCUUCAACGUCUUCAAGAAUACCCAGCCAGAAAAGCCAGUUUGGAAUCUUAUGGGGAUGAUGAACAAUUGCUGGUAUGUUGUUCGGACAGAAACCAUAAACGACGAAAAUUCCGGUGCUCUUUGCUUGAAUUUCCAACAUCCAGUUGAGCCAGGGAUCAGUAAAGGUGGGUGGCUAAAGCCGUCCGCUGAGGUACAAAUGGAAAGCAUCAAACAUGAGGUAUCCGCACCACAAAAACAAUUUACUCGUGAGGAAAUAGAAAAGCACAACAAAGAAGGGGUUUGCUGGAUUGUGGUCAACGGAAAAGUUUACGACGCUACCAGCGUCCUUAGCUGGCAUCCUGGUGGAAAGGCUCCGAUUAUGGCACACGCCGGAAAGGUCCACGCAGAUACGACGGAGGAAUUUGAGAGUAUUCAUGACGAUUACGCCGAGCAGAAACUCAGUGAAUGCGUCAUAGGCGUGGUCACAGACAAGGCCAAAGCUUUCAUCAAGAGGCAAAAGGAGCAGGCCGCUAAAGAUGCUGCUGCUGUCUCCGAAAAAGCUGGGGAUAUUGCAUUGAAUCGAAGAAGAUGGGUCCCCGUCAAGCUCAUCAAAACCACGCAUAUAUCAGAAGACACCCAGCGCUACAAAUUCGCCUUACCCGAGGGGGCGAAAAGCUUAGGUCUCCACACAGGUGAACACAUUCAAAUUGGAUUCCAUUUCCUAGACCGAAUGGUCACCCGUUCAUACACACCGGUUCGACCAAUCCUCGAGGAAGAAAAGGACGGCACAUUCGAUCUAGUCGUAAAAUCCUAUUUUCCCAGUAAAGACAUGCCGGGAGGAACAAUAAGCAAUAUUCUUCACGAACUUCGUCCUGGCGAAGAAAUCGAAAUCAAAGGUCCCAUGGGAGAGAUCCACUAUCUCGGCCACGGUAAAUUGAGAGUUGAUGGCAAGACCCUCCAAUUUCAAAAUAUAUCCCUGGUCUUGGGUGGUUCUGCCAUAACCCCCGGCUGGCAAUUGAUCAAGGAUAUUCUCAAGUCUGAAAACCCGCAUGACAAUACUAAGAUUGUGCUUGUCGACGCGAAUAAGACGGAAGGUGAUAUCUUAUUGAGAGACGAGAUGGAGAAACUCAUGAAAGAACAUCCCGACCAAUUUAAAAUCAAUCAUAUCCUGUCUGAUCCCGGGAAGAUUUGGAAAGGUGAUACCGGGUUUGUGACUGAAGACUAUCUGAAAACGCACUGCUAUCCGCCUGGGGAUGGAAACGUUGCUCUAAUAUGUGGUCCGCCAGCGAUGAUUGCAAAGGCUGUGUUACCAGCCCUCAAGAAUUGGGGAUAUAGAGAGGAAGAGAAUCUUUUCGGUUUUUAAGGACCUAAUAAUGACUUCUAAGUCAAUCAUUUUGAAAUUCGAGUUAUAUUUUCCAUUAUUUACGUAGUUUCGGGAUCGUGUUGUUACGGUUGUAAUGCAAUCUAAUGAUACACGUUGUCGUCGUUGA